Molecule: messenger RNA, 1786 nt
Organism: Plectropomus leopardus (leopard coralgrouper)
Lineage: Eukaryota; Metazoa; Chordata; Actinopteri; Perciformes; Serranidae
Gene: oxtra
Product: oxytocin receptor a
Biological process (GO): G protein-coupled receptor signaling pathway; regulation of systemic arterial blood pressure by vasopressin; maternal process involved in parturition
Cellular component (GO): plasma membrane
Molecular function (GO): peptide binding; vasopressin receptor activity; oxytocin receptor activity
Source: RefSeq, a predicted model, not a curated record
UUCAGUUUCCGCUGCAUUUUUUUCUCGUAAAAUUAUAACUUCUAGAGUUUAAUUUCAUUUUUAAAGCAAAUAUAUACAGUAUAUAUUAUAUAUUUUUUCGACUAUAAGCCUGCUAUGCUUUGGACUGCUUCUACUCAGAUAAGAUUUUGUUUUUUGGAGAAUUACCUGUGAACUGUGAGGUGUUCCACCCACCUAUUUUAAACCCUAGCUGUGCUGUUUUGUAGCUCCACAUUGUAGAUUUCUGCACCUUAAGUUUACUUUUAUGAUGCCACGUUUUUUUUUAUCAGAAAUUUAAUUUAUAAGUGGAAAUAUUUCAGGCGUCUUCAGUUUUUAGGGAGGAUGGGUGAGUUGAGCCAACCCUUGUUUAUCACUUGAGAUACAUGUUUUGAGCCUCAUACCUCACCGUUUGUCUUGACACCUGUGAGGAGCACGCGAGGAAGACUUUGUCACUGAAGACCCUUAAAGUGACUGUUCCAGUCAUUGCAUGACUGCACAACCCUGACGCAUCUGCAGAGGACAAGACUGCGGCAAUGGAGAGAAUUUCAAAUGAAAGUGACUUAUGGCAAUUUAACGAAACCUGGCGGAACUCAAGUCUCGUUAACGGGACCGGUUGGCUGAAUCAGACGAACCCUCUGAAGAGGAAUGAGGAGGUGGCGAAGGUGGAAGUGACUGUGCUCGCCCUGGUGCUGUUUCUGGCGCUGGCGGGGAACCUGUGCGUCCUGCUGGCCAUCCACACCACCAAACACAGCCAGUCCCGCAUGUACUACUUCAUGAAACACCUGAGCAUCGCAGAUCUAGUUGUGGCGAUAUUUCAAGUUCUCCCACAACUUAUCUGGGACAUCACGUUUCGGUUUUAUGGACCGGAUAUUUUGUGUAGGUUAGUGAAAUACCUACAGGUCGUUGGGAUGUUCGCUUCCACUUACAUGUUAGUUUUGAUGUCCGUAGACAGGUGUUUGGCAAUUUGUCAGCCUCUUCGUUCUUUGCACAGGAGAAAAGACCGUUUCUAUGUGAUCUUCUCCUGGGUGCUGAGUCUGCUCUUCAGUAUCCCACAGAUGUUCAUUUUCUCCCUGAUCGAGGUCGGCUCAGCCGGAUCAGGAGUGUAUGACUGCUGGGGUGACUUUGUGAAGCCCUGGGGUGCCAAAGCUUACAUCACAUGGAUCAGCCUCACCAUUUACAUUAUUCCGGUGGCGAUAUUGAGUAUUUGCUACGGACUGAUAAGCUUCAAAAUAUGGCAAAACUUCAAACUGAAAACCAGGCGGGAGCAGUGUAUAAGCCUGACACCAAAAGCCUCCAAAUGCAACACGCUGGCCCGCGUGAGUAGCGUGAAGCUCAUCUCCAAGGCAAAGAUAACUACAGUGAAAAUGACUUUUGUGAUCGUCUUGGCUUAUAUCGUCUGUUGGACUCCGUUUUUCUCCGUUCAGAUGUGGUCUGCGUGGGAUCCAGCAGCGCCCCGUGAAGCCAUGCCCUUCAUCAUCUCCAUGCUGCUGGCCAGCCUCAACAGCUGCUGCAACCCCUGGAUCUACAUGUGCUUCGCCGGGCAUCUGUUCCAGGAUCUUAGGCAGAACUUUCUGUGCUGUUCCACUCGCUACCUCAAAUCAUCCCAGUGCCACUGUGAGCGUGACUUUGACUCCAGUCACAAGAGCAACUCCUCAACCUUUGCCAUUAAGAGUACUAGCAGCCAGCGGAGCAUCACACAGACUUCCACCACAUAAGCACCCACACUUACUUCCCUUCUCAAGCUGCCCACCCUGCCUUUCACCACAUGCCAUUGUCCAUAAAAUAUCCA